CACACACAACGCUGACGUGCGACACAAUCACACAACCGCCUAAGCCUGCAGCGUCUUCACCACUUUGAGGCAGUCUGCACGGCUUUUCGCAGUUCCACACUCAUUCCACCACCGUCCUGGACCCGCCGUUCUGUCGUUCCGCACCCCCGUUCUGCACCAUUUUCCACCGCUCCCUUUCACGCCAACCACCGUUUCCAGUAUGGCAACGCCAACUGGACCUCGUCGCACCGGCGGCGCAAUUCGGCGACGCAACCGAAUGGACCGCGACGGCGACCUCGUCAUGGGCGUAGCUCCAAAAGCCCCUCGUCCAACAAGGCCAGCUUUGUCCACGCCAAAUAGUGCCUCUCUCACUGAACUGAAGGUUACCGGCUGGACCGACAAGAGCGAGGUUCCUAACAUCACUCACUUUCUCGAGAAGCACGCCGCAAAGCGUAGUAUACAUGCUAGGCGAAGUGGCCCCGUAGCACAGCUGAUCAAAAAGCAUCGCAUCGAAGGUGAUGGGCUGCUCAUCCUCCGUGUCAAGCCAGAAGACGUGGUCCCGUUCAGCAAGAUCAACGGUUUCACUUUCACCUCCAAACAUGGGAACCAGAAGCUUACCAUUGCUGGCCCUGGCAUCCGACCUCGCGAAGGCUCACCAACAAACAGCGCGUCCAAACCUACCACCGCUACCGAGAGCAGUGAGACCCUCUCUCUCAAACAGCAGUUUCUGCAGAUUCUAGGUCGCCGCUAUAAUGUUGCCGAGAAGCUUCUAGACUUGUCCACCCUCGCCACUGACGAGGACAUCCAGAAAACUGGCAUGUUCGACAAGAGCUCCACCUCAUCGAAGUUCUUUCCCGCCCUCAUGGCCGUCCUAGACAAAGAGAUCAAGACCGAGGCAGAGAAGCGAGAGGCCAUUCACAGUGUUAAGCUUAACGACAACAAUCUGUCGGAUCUCGCUCUCGUCUUCGACCUUGCCGUCACUCUCCCACAUAUCAAAAAUCUUGAUCUUUCAAGCAACAAGUUCACAAACACCAAAGCGCUGGGCCGCUGGAAGAACAAGUUCAGGAAUCUUGAACACAUUGUUAUCACCAACAACCCUCUCGAGGUUUCUCAACCCGGCUGGGAACAAGAACUCAUUACGUGGUUUCCCCGACUCCGACAAUUGAACGGUCAACAAGUUCGUACCGACGCUGAGAUUGCUCUGCUUGAUAAACCAAAACAUACACCAGUUCCAUCGCAGAAGCAAGUUUGGUUCGAUCCCGAUAAGAUUGCGGAGAAUUUCCUACUCGACUUCUUCCCUUCAUAUGACUCCAGCCGGGAUGCUGUCGUGCAGAGAUACUACGACAGUACUUCCACCUUUUCUCUCAGUGUCAACACUGCUGCCCACGGAGGCUCUAAUCAUGAGAAGACGCCUUGGGAUUCAUACAUUCCCUUGAGCCGAAAUAUUAGGCGCAUCAACAACAGCAGGCCGCGCUUUUCACGAAAGCAUAUUGGAGUUGAGCGAAUCCAGAGGGCAUGGGCUCAACUUCCACCAACCCGACACCCGAGCUUUCAGACCGACAUGCAGAAGUACUCCAUGAACUGCCAAACCCAGGCCAGCGUCCCAGACCCCACCGGUCAACACCCUGGCCUCAAUGGCCUCAUUGUCACCGUCCAUGGAGAGUAUGAAGAGCACCGCACCGCGAAGGGUGCCAAUGAAAUCGUCCGCCGCUGCUUCGACCGCACCUUCAUUCUAGGACCUGGCGGCGCUACGGGCGUGAGGGUUGUGAGUGACAUGCUCUGCCUCCGAGCAUACGGUGGUGUUCCUGCUUGGACCCGUAUUGCCACCCCAUCAACCACCACCAACAAGCAUCAACCGGUACCUGUGGCUACCACAACUACUAAUCAAUUGGGUGUUGCGACUACCACGACUACCACGACUACUACGACCGACACGGUACUCACACCAGAACAACAACAAUUGGUGUUGUAUGUCUCUAAAGAAACCAACAUGACUCUUGACUACUCGAAGUUGUGCUUGGAGUCCGCCAAUUGGGAUCUUCAGCAAGCUGCAGAACUCUUCACCGCCCAACGAGGCAGCCUUCCAGCUGAAGCCUUCAUCACCACCAUAUAAAUAGCGAGACUAUCCCUGGCCUUCCACAAUAUGUGCGAGCAGUCUUUCUUCCACUAGAACCUCUUUUCAGCGCCGAGCGGGUAGGAGGAAGGCGCUAUCUCAAAAAAAUUUCUACGAGCAAAAACUUGCUUCGUUCACAACUUCUUUACACUAGAUACGAACUUAGUUCGGUUACAACUGCUCUACACUGGAUACAAGCUUACUCCAAUCGAAACUUCUUUACAACGGGUACAAAAACGGGUUUUGCAUUAAUGGGGUCUAUGGGCCUUCGGGUUACAUUGCAUGGGUGGAAGCAAUC
Lindgomyces ingoldianus is the source of this 2390-nucleotide messenger RNA. RefSeq lists its product as uncharacterized. Gene Ontology annotation, molecular function: protein binding; RNA binding. Gene Ontology annotation, biological process: poly(A)+ mRNA export from nucleus. The coding region runs from base 200 to 2092 and encodes 630 amino acids. The transcript has a single exon. NCBI's taxonomy places the organism in Eukaryota, Fungi, Ascomycota, Dothideomycetes, Pleosporales, Lindgomycetaceae. The record is from RefSeq and is a predicted model, not a curated record. Gene Ontology annotation, cellular component: nucleus.